Molecule: messenger RNA, 696 nt
Organism: Sclerotinia sclerotiorum 1980 UF-70
Lineage: Eukaryota; Fungi; Ascomycota; Leotiomycetes; Helotiales; Sclerotiniaceae
Exons: 4
Coding region: 1-696 (231 amino acids)
Source: RefSeq, a predicted model, not a curated record
AUGACUUCUUUUGAACCCAUUUAUAAUACCUAUAUGCCCACUGCUCCGUGUUCCAGAAGGGCAAUCACUCAGAAACAUAGCUUUCCUGUCGAGGAGCAGCAUAUUGUGCCAGAUCGAAGAUUAAUUGACGAUACUCAGAGAUCAAAUGAUGAAAACAUUAUCGAUAAUGACUACAAUAUCGAUCUCCCUAUAUCAUAUAGUAUAUCACAAAUGAAUACAAAAGAGGAUUCAAGCUUAGAAAACAAAAUUUGGGAGGAUAGGAUAGCUUCGCCAAGAAUAUAUGAUGACGAUUCUUCAUCAAUUGAAACAAUCCUUGAUCCCUAUACUCUAAUACUGGAAGAUAAUAAAUCAAAUUCAGAUGAGCAAGAGAAUUUCUCAAUGGAUAACUCCUAUUCUUCUUCUGUGGACUACUCAAUCGAGCUAUCGCAUCCUUUGAUUAUUUGCGAUCAAGAUCAGAGUGAUUCCAAUUACAGUGACCCUGAAGAGCUUGAGCAUGGAUCUUCAUCAUACUUCCUUCAGCAGCACAGGGAUAUAGCUGGAUGCAGAAAGCAGCGAUAUCUAUCCGAAACUGAGAUUGACAAAGAUAGUGAGAAUGACGACAAUAUACAACCUGCAAAACAGCGAAGAACUCGAUCACUUCUUAUCGAUAACAAGCAAACCUCAUCCCGACAUAAUAAUGCAGAAGAUCAUCCUUGA